Messenger RNA from Arvicola amphibius (Eurasian water vole), 6030 nucleotides. It is a transcript of the gene Dscam, whose product is annotated as DS cell adhesion molecule. Gene Ontology annotation, cellular component: axon; plasma membrane. The transcript has 32 exons. Gene Ontology annotation, biological process: axon guidance; homophilic cell-cell adhesion; dendrite self-avoidance. The record is from RefSeq and is a predicted model, not a curated record. Bases 1 to 6030 code for a protein of 2009 amino acids. Lineage: Eukaryota; Metazoa; Chordata; Mammalia; Rodentia; Cricetidae. Gene Ontology annotation, molecular function: cell-cell adhesion mediator activity.
AUGACUGAUGGGUCUGUGUUAUCUCUUGCAGUUUUCAGUGAAGAGCCCCACUCCAGCCUCUACUUUGUCAAUGCAUCGCUGCAAGAGGUAGUCUUUGCAAGCACGUCGGGGACGCUGGUGCCCUGCCCGGCUGCAGGCAUCCCUCCUGUGACUCUCAGAUGGUACCUAGCAACGGGUGAGGAGAUCUACGAUGUCCCCGGGAUCCGCCACGUCCAUCCCAACGGCACUCUCCAAAUUUUCCCCUUCCCUCCUUCAAGCUUCAGCACCUUAAUCCAUGAUAAUACUUACUAUUGCACAGCUGAAAACCCUUCAGGGAAAAUUAGAAGUCAGGAUGUCCACAUCAAGGCUGUUUUACGGGAGCCCUAUACAGUCCGUGUGGAGGACCAGAAAACCAUGAGAGGCAAUGUCGCGGUGUUCAAGUGCAUUAUCCCCUCCUCGGUGGAGGCGUACGUCACUGUCGUCUCAUGGGAGAAAGACACGGUCUCACUUGUCUCAGGAUCUAGAUUUCUCAUCACAUCCACGGGAGCCUUGUAUAUUAAAGAUGUACAGAACGAAGACGGCCUGUACAACUACCGCUGUAUCACGCGGCACAGAUACACCGGGGAGACAAGACAAAGUAACAGCGCGAGACUGUUCGUAUCAGACCCAGCGAACUCAGCCCCAUCCAUCCUGGAUGGGUUUGACCACCGCAAAGCCAUGGCGGGGCAGCGUGUGGAGCUACCCUGCAAAGCGCUUGGGCACCCCGAGCCGGACUACCGCUGGCUGAAGGACAACAUGCCCCUGGAACUUUCUGGGAGAUUCCAGAAGACAGUGACGGGGCUGCUCAUCGAGAACAGCCGCCCCUCGGACUCAGGCAGCUACGUGUGUGAAGUAUCCAACCGAUACGGCACUGCCAAGGUGAUAGGCCGCCUGUACGUGAAACAGCCACUGAAAGCCACCAUCAGUCCCAGGAAGGUUAAAAGCAGCGUGGGCAGCCAGGUCUCCUUGUCCUGCAGCGUGACGGGAAAUGAGGACCAGGAACUCUCCUGGUACCGAAACGGUGAAAUCCUCAAUCCUGGGAAAAACGUGAGGAUCACAGGGCUGAACCACGCAAACCUUAUAAUGGAUCACAUGGUCAAGAGUGACGGGGGUGCCUACCAGUGCUUUGUGCGCAACGAUAAGCUGUCUGCUCAAGACUAUGUCCAGGUGGUUCUUGAAGAUGGAACUCCCAAAAUCAUUUCUGCCUUUAGCGAGAAAGUGGUGAGCCCUGCAGAGCCAGUGUCCCUCGUGUGCAAUGUGAAGGGAACGCCCUUGCCCACGGUCACCUGGACCCUGGACGAUGACCCCAUCCUCAAGGGCAGCGGCCACCGCAUCAGCCAAAUGAUCACAUCUGAGGGGAACGUGGUCAGCUACUUGAACAUCUCCAGCUCCCAGGUCCGGGACGGGGGCGUCUACCGCUGCACCGCCAACAACUCGGCCGGAGUCGUCCUGUACCAGGCUCGAAUAAACGUAAGAGGGCCUGCAAGCAUCAGACCAAUGAAAAACAUCACUGCAAUAGCAGGGCGGGACACCUACAUCCACUGCCGCGUCAUUGGCUACCCAUAUUACUCCAUCAAGUGGUACAAGAACGCUAAUCUGCUUCCUUUCAACCACCGCCAGGUGGCAUUUGAGAACAAUGGGACUCUGAAACUCUCAGACGUACAGAAAGAAGUGGACGAGGGGGAGUACACCUGUAAUGUGCUGGUACAGCCGCAGCUCUCCACGAGCCAGAGUGUCCACGUGACCGUGAAAGUUCCACCUUUCAUCCAACCUUUUGAGUUCCCAAGAUUCUCCAUUGGGCAGAGGGUCUUCAUCCCAUGUGUGGUGGUCUCGGGGGACUUACCCAUCACCAUCACCUGGCAGAAGGACGGACGGCCGAUCCCGGCAAGCCUCGGGGUGACCAUUGACAACAUCGACUUCACCAGCUCCCUGAGGAUCUCCAAUCUCUCCCUGAUGCACAAUGGGAAUUACACCUGCAUCGCCCGGAACGAGGCGGCGGCCGUGGAACACCAGAGUCAGCUGAUUGUGAGAGUUCCUCCCAAGUUUGUGGUGCAACCCCGGGACCAGGAUGGGAUCUAUGGCAAAGCAGUGAUUCUCAAUUGCUCUGCAGAAGGUUAUCCUGUGCCUACAAUUGUGUGGAAGUUCUCAAAAGGUGCUGGGGUCCCCCAGUUCCAGCCAAUUGCCCUGAAUGGCAGAAUCCAGGUCCUGAGUAAUGGCUCACUCUUGAUCAAGCACGUUGUGGAGGAAGACAGUGGCUACUACCUCUGCAAGGUCAGCAACGAUGUGGGCGCGGACGUCAGCAAGUCCAUGUACCUCACAGUGAAAAUUCCUGCUAUGAUAACCUCUUAUCCCAACACUACCCUGGCCACUCAGGGUCAAAAGAAGGAGAUGAGCUGCACAGCACAUGGCGAGAAACCCAUCAUUGUCCGCUGGGAGAAAGAGGACAGGAUCAUUAACCCUGAAAUGGCCCGUUACCUGGUGUCCACCAAGGAGGUGGGAGAGGAAGUGAUCUCUACUCUGCAGAUUCUGCCAACAGUGAGAGAAGAUUCUGGUUUCUUCUCCUGCCAUGCUAUCAAUUCUUAUGGGGAGGACCGUGGAAUAAUUCAACUCACAGUGCAAGAACCCCCAGACCCUCCCGAGAUUGAGAUCAAAGACGUCAAAGCACGCACAAUCACGCUCAGGUGGACCAUGGGGUUUGACGGCAACAGCCCCAUCACAGGCUAUGACAUCGAAUGCAAAAAUAAAUCAGACUCCUGGGAUUCUGCUCAAAGAACCAAAGAUGUUUCCCCUCAGCUGAACUCGGCCACCAUCAUUGAUAUCCACCCUUCCUCCACCUACAGCAUCCGCAUGUACGCCAAGAACCGGAUUGGCAAGAGUGAGCCCAGCAACGAGAUCACCAUCACGGCGGAUGAGGCAGCUCCUGAUGGUCCACCUCAGGAAGUUCACCUGGAGCCCACAUCAUCUCAGAGCAUCCGGGUUACCUGGAAGGCUCCCAAGAAACAUUUACAAAAUGGGAUCAUACGCGGCUACCAAAUAGGCUACCGGGAGUACAGCACAGGAGGCAACUUCCAGUUCAACAUUAUCAGUAUUGACACCACCGGGGACAGCGAAGUGUAUACCCUGGACAACCUGAACAAGUUCACCCAGUACGGCCUGGUGGUGCAGGCCUGCAACCGGGCUGGCACAGGACCUUCUUCUCAGGAGAUCAUCGCUACCACCCUGGAGGAUGUGCCCAGUUACCCUCCCGAAAAUGUCCAAGCCAUAGCAACAUCGCCAGAGAGCAUAUCAAUCUCCUGGUCCACGUUGUCCAAGGAGGCCUUGAAUGGGAUUCUCCAGGGGUUCAGGGUCAUCUACUGGGCCAACCUUAUGGACGGAGAGCUGGGCGAGAUUAAGAAUGUCACCACCACUCAGCCUUCCUUGGAGCUGGACGGAUUGGAGAAGUACACCAACUACAGUAUCCAGGUGCUGGCCUUCACCCGUGCAGGGGAUGGCGUCCGAAGCGAGCAGAUCUUCACCCGCACCAAAGAGGAUGUUCCAGGUCCUCCUGCUGGCGUCAAGGCGGCGGCGGCCUCAGCCUCCAUGGUCUUCGUGUCCUGGCUGCCGCCGCUCAAGCUGAACGGCAUCAUCCGGAAGUACACCGUAUUCUGCUCCCACCCCUACCCCACAGUCAUCAGCGAGUUUGAAGCCUCCCCUGACUCGUUUUCCUACAGAAUCCCUAACCUGAGUCGGAAUCGACAGUACAGUGUCUGGGUGGUGGCGGUGACGUCAGCUGGAAGAGGCAACAGCAGUGAGAUCAUCACUGUCGAGCCCCUGGCUAAAGCUCCUGCACGGAUCCUCACCUUCAGUGGGACAGUAACUACGCCAUGGAUGAAGGACAUCGUCUUGCCCUGUAAAGCUGUUGGAGACCCCUCACCUGCAGUAAAAUGGAUGAAAGACAGUAACGGGACACCCAGCCUGGUGACGAUUGACGGCCGUAGGAGCAUCUUCAGCAACGGAAGCUUCAUCAUUCGCACGGUGAAGGCAGAGGACUCGGGCUAUUACAGCUGUGUCGCCAAUAACAACUGGGGAUCAGAUGAGAUCAUUCUAAAUUUGCAAGUUCAAGUUCCACCAGAUCAGCCUCGGCUCACUGUAUCCAAAACGACGUCUUCCUCCAUCACCCUCUCCUGGCUCCCUGGGGACAAUGGGGGUAGCUCCAUCAGAGGCUACAUCCUUCAGUAUUCCGAGGACAACAGCGAGCAGUGGGGUAGCUUUCCCAUCAGCCCCAGCGAGCGUUCCUACCGCCUGGAAAACCUCAAGUGUGGGACGUGGUAUAAGUUCACUCUUACUGCCCAAAAUGGAGUGGGACCAGGCCGCAUAAGCGAGAUCAUUGAAGCAAAAACUCUUGGCAAAGAGCCCCAGUUCUCCAAGGAGCAAGAGCUCUUCGCCAGUAUCAACACCACCCGGGUGAGGCUGAAUCUGAUUGGCUGGAACGACGGGGGCUGCCCCAUCACCUCCUUCACUCUGGAGUACAGACCCUUCGGGACCACAGUCUGGACCACGGCUCAGAGGACCUCUCUUUCCAAGUCCUACAUCCUGUACGACCUGCAAGAGGCCACGUGGUACCAGCUGCAGAUGCGGGUGUGCAACAGCGCCGGCUGCGCGGAGAAGCAAGCCAACUUCGCCACGCUGAACUACGAUGGCAGUACAGUCCCUCCACUCAUUAAGUCAGUUGUCCAAAGCGAAGAAGGGCUGACCACCAACGAAGGGCUCAAGAUCCUAGUGACCAUCUCCUGCAUCCUGAUCGGCGUCCUGCUGCUCUUCGUGUUGCUGCUGGUGGUGCGGCGGAGACGGCGGGAGCAGAGGCUGAAGCGGCUGAGAGAUGCAAAGAGCUUAGCUGAAAUGCUCAUGAGUAAGAACACGCGGACUUCAGAUACCUUAAGCAAGCAGCAACAGACACUGAGAAUGCACAUCGAUAUACCCAGGGCUCAGCUUUUGAUUGAAGAGAGAGAUACAAUGGAGACCAUAGAUGACCGCUCCACAGUCCUGUUGACGGAUGCUGACUUCGGAGAGGCAGCGAAACAGAAGUCACUGACAGUAACUCACACGGUGCAUUAUCAAUCAGUAUCUCAGGCCACCGGGCCCCUAGUGGAUGUUUCCGAUGCUCGGCCAGGAACGAAUCCCACCACCAGGAGGAACGCUAAAGCUGGACCCACAGCAAGAAACCGGUAUGCCAGCCAGUGGACGCUCAACAGACCCCACCCUACCAUCUCAGCACACACCCUCACCACGGACUGGAGACUGCCCACGCCCAGGGCUACAGGAUCCGUGGAUAAGGAGAGUGACAGCUACAGUGUCAGCCCCUCACAAGACACAGACCGAGCCAGGAGCAGCAUGGUCUCCACAGAAAGUGCCUCCUCUACCUACGAAGAACUGGCCAGGGCCUAUGAACAUGCCAAGAUGGAAGAACAGCUGAGGCAUGCCAAGUUCACCAUCACAGAGUGUUUCAUUUCCGACACGUCCUCCGAGCAGUUGACGGCAGGGACAAACGAGUACACGGACAGUCUGACCUCCAGUACCCCUUCCGAAUCGGGGAUCUGCAGAUUCACUGCGUCUCCCCCGAAACCUCAGGAUGGAGGCCGAGUGAUGAACAUGGCAGUUCCAAAGGCCCAUCGGCCAGGUGACCUCAUACACCUGCCUCCAUACCUUCGAAUGGACUUCUUGUUAAACCGGGGGGCACCAGGCACCAGCAGGGACCUGAGUUUAGGACAAGCGUGCUUGGAACCUCAGAAAAGUCGGACCCUGAAGCGCCCCACGGUCCUUGAGCCCACCCCUAUGGAGGCUUCCUCCUCCACCUCUUCCACAAGAGAAGGACAGCAGUCAUGGCAACAAGGAGCUGUGGCCACCUUACCUCAGCGAGAGGGUGCAGAGCUGGGACAGGCAGCUAAAAUGAGCAGCUCCCAAGAGUCACUGCUGGACUCUCGAGGCCAUUUAAAAGGAAACAAUCCCUACGCAAAAUCUUACACCCUGGUAUAA